AUUUCAUUUUGGCAUUGUCAAUUUAGUCUUUGACGCGCGUGCAAGGGCGGGAUCCUCCCUGCUGAAAAUCAUCCCUUCCCUUCACAGUUCACACACUCGCAAUCUCUCUCUCUCCAUGGACGAAUCCUCGCUGCAACUCGUCUCCGAAAUCGGAAGACACCUCGCUCACCGAACUCGUCCCAACAAAGACUUCUUAGUCAAAUCCCUCGGAAAAGCUGCAAAUGCUUUGGCUCUGAUAAAGCAGUCUCCACAACCACGAACAGCCAAAGAAGUACAAGCUGCUAAGAAACAAGAAGAUGCUUUAAAGCCCCUGGCAAAUGCUGUGGUUUGUGGCGGUCUUCUUCAACAUGCAGACAAGGAAGUUAGGCUUCUGGUAGCCAUGUGUGUCACUGACCUUUUUAGAAUCAUGGCACCUGUACCGCCUUUUGAAGACAAGCAUUUGAGGGAUGUAUUUAAACUUAUCAUUAGUUUGUUUGAGGAUCUAGCUGAUACCGCAAGUCCAUUCUUUUCAAAAAGGGUUAAAGUAUUGGAGACAAUGGCUCAAUUAAAGUGUUGUGUGAUAAUGCUGGAGAUUGACUGCAUAGACCUGGUUCUUGAGAUGUUCAAUAUUUUCUUCUCCGUUGUGAGAGAUGAACACCUUUUGAUUAGUGCCAUGACUUCUAUAAUGAUAAAUAUUUUGAACGAGAGUGAGGAGGCUUUUCAGCAACUAUUGGAAGUGAUUUUACAAAAUCUUAUAAGGCAAAAUAAAGAUGCAAUUUUCACUGCUGAUAAACUUGCUGCAUCGGUCAUCAAAGCUUGUGCACAAGAGGAUGAGCUGAACUCCCUUGUUUGUGGGUUUUUAACAACUUGCAUACAUGACAGAGAUGCUAUGGGCAGCGAGCUUAAAGAAUAUUACAAUGAAAUUUUCUCUAAAGUUUUCCAGUGUGCACCUGAGAUGCUUCUUGAUGUCAUCCCAAGCUUAAUUAAAGAAUUAUCGGCUGAUGAGGUUGAUGUUCGGAUAAAAGCUGUAAAUUUGGUGGGGAUGCUUUUUGCACUUCAACAUCAUGUUGUUCAGAAGUAUCAUGAGCUUUUCGUGGAGUUUUUGAAAAGAUUUUCUGAUAAAUCUGUGGAUGUUAGGAUCAGUGCUCUACAAUGUGCUAAAGCUUUUUAUUUAGCGAAUCCUUAUGAUGGGACAGAAUCACGUGAAAUUAUGACUUCUGUUGGAGAUCGAUUGUUAGACUCUGAUGACCAAGUGAGAAAGCAGGCAGUUCUUGUUGCCUGUGAUAUUUUUAGUUCAAACCUAAAACUUGUUUCAUCCAAACUGCUAUCUCAAGCCACUGAAAGACUCCGGGAUAUAAAGAUUACUGUUAGAAAGAGUGCCUUGCAAAAAUUGAUAAAGGUAUAUCGAGAUUACUGCAAGAAAUGUUAUGAAGGCAGCAUGACAAUUAGUGAUCACUUCGAAGAGAUUCCAUGUAAAAUUAUGAUGCUGUGCUAUGAUAAAGAUUGUAAGGAGUUCAGGUUCCAGAACAUUGAAUUUGUUCUUGCUAAUGAUCUAUUCCCUGAGGAUCUUUCGGUUGAGGAAAGGACAAACCAUUGGAUGCACAUGUUUUCUCUUUUCAGUUUUCCUCAUGAAAAGGCACUGGAUACUAUUUUGACUCAAAAGAGAAGGUUCCAAAAUGAAAUGAAAAGCUAUUUGGCUAUGCGGAAGAAAUUGAAGGAAAUUUGUCCAGAAGAAACACAGAAGAAGAUUGAAAUUAUGUUUACAAAAAUAGCAGCAUUCUUCCCGGAUUCUCACAAAGCUGAAGAGUGUCUGCAUAAGUUAAACCAAAUUAAAGAUAAUAGCGUGUUUAAAUUACUUGAAAAAUUGUUGGAGGAACAAGCCUUCGCCACGAUUGGACAAACUAUGAAAGAUAAACAUCUGGUAAUGAUUGGAGACAGCAAUCCAAAUUAUGAGUUUUUACGUCUGCUCUUCUCCAAAUGUUCAUCCAACAUUUUCAGCUCAGAGCAUGUCAAAUGUAUCUUAGAUUAUCUUUCCAAUAAUGAAAAUGGAAAUAAGGAUUUGGAGGAUUCUUCUGCAAAUCUUCUGCUGGCUAUUGUUCGAAAUUUCCCCUCUAUGCUGAAAGGCUUGGAAAAGCAGUUCCAAAAGUUGUUGGAACAGAAAAGUCCUGUUAAUGACAAGCUGAUUGAGGUCAUAGCAAAGGCAGGCUCUCACAUGUCUUUCAAUCAUAGUGAUAUUUAUCCAUUACUAAAGAGAAUUUGCUUGGAUGGAACUCGCAGACAAGCCAAAUUUGCAGGAUCUGCAAUUGCUGCUUUAAGUUUUGAACAAUCAGUUUUCAGAAAGUUAUAUGAGGAGCUAGCGGAUUCUUUAUAUAGCAAGCGGAACGUCCCUACUAUUUUGCAAUCUUUGGGUUUCAUUGCACAAUACUCUGUUUCAAAUUUUGAAACUCAAGUUGAAGAGAUCACAUCAUAUAUAUGCCAGAAGAUCAUUCAAAUGGAGCAUUUGGAUGAUGGUCAUUAUGCAACAUCCUUUCAUGAUACUUCUCAAUGUAGCGAAUCUUGUCGAUUAAAGAUUUAUGGGCUGAAAACACUGGUGAAGAUUUCUUUGCAUUGUGAAGGGAGCCAUGUCAAGCAUAAUAUUAAUGGAGUGUUGGACAUUUUGUCAAGAAUGCUACGUGAAAGUGAUAAUUUCAUCAGUAUAGCUACUGGUUCAUGUGAAAGCGAUAAGGCUCAUAUCAGAUUAGCUGCUGCAAAGGCAAUUCUUCGUCUUGCUAGGAAAUGGGAUUUACAUAUUACUCCAGAUAUUUUUCGAUUCACUAUAUUGAUUGCCAAGGACUCUUCUUUCUUUGUUAGGAGCACGUUUCUCAGUAAGACACAAAAGUUAUUGAAGGAGCAUAAACUACCAAUCAGAUUUGCUUGUGCUUUUGCUUUGGCAGUAACAGAUGGCACUGAUGAUCUGCAAUAUCAGAACUAUAAAUAUAUGAGAGAGUUUAUAAAGGACUAUAGUAUAUUAGCUCGUAGACGACAAACUUCUGCUGUUCAAGGAGUCAUCAUUGAUUACCCAGCCUACAUUUUGGUCUUCUUGAUUCAUGUUCUGGCUCGGAAUAAUGACUUUCCAUUUGAAGUCUGUCAAGAUGAAAAACCAUAUGCUGACCUUUGCAGUCCACUUUUCUUUAUCCUGCAGGCAUUAGUUGACAUCAGUAUUGUUGAGGGAGCCCAGGACAUUGUUAAUGAUGCUGUCUUACAUGUAAUUAGUAUUUUUCGAGCAAUCAGAAAGGUUGAGGAUGCCAUUGAUGCGCAGAUAACACCUAAGCUGCAUAUGCUGGCUGAAAUUGGGAUAUUUAUUUUAAAUGAGUUCAAUCAUGGUGGAAUUUCUGUAUUGCAAACACCUGGACAAAUUUUAUUGCCUUCAUCAUUAUAUAGAGUGAGUCUCAUUAAGAACGAUACUAGUUCAAAAUGUCCGAAGUCCUUUUUUGAUGAAAAAUUUCUAAGUAGAGUCUUUCAUGCACUUAAGGAAUCUACUGUGCCUCAUGGAUAUGCUCAAAAGCCUGCAAAAACACUUCCUAAGCAUGGUCAUAAGGGUCAACAGGAUGUUAAAAAGUCUAAUGUUAAUAUUUACGGUGUACUGGACUCGGCAUCUAGCAAACCGGAUGAUUUGUCAAGGAGAGAAAUAGCAAAUGCUAAAGCUGUGAGGCCAAACAUCCCUUCAGUGAAAAGGGGAAAAUGUGUGCCUUCGUCUGGUUCUGGAACUGUUGGUUUGCAUGAAUGCUCUAUGACUGAGAAGCAACAAAAAAUAGCAUCAAAACACUGUGAGAAGACAAUAGAGAGAAACAUGCUUUCAUCAAGUGAUUCUGUGCGCUUUAAGGGUUCUCUGACUGAAUCACAUGUGCCAACCCGCAAAUCAAAAAGAGCUGCUGCUUGUUCAUCGGAGAAUGCUGUGACAAGUAGCAAACAUACUGUUGAACCUUCCAAAUGUCGUAGAACCAAACGGAAAGAUACAUGUGGCUCAAAGAAACAAGAAAUACUAGAAGAUGUGUCUAAUAAAAAUCGCUUCAGCCUCCAUGAGCCUGAUGAAUAUUCUUCUCUCGGUAGUAUAAAAACUACUGUUACAAGACGCGUAGCUGCUAAUAAGGGAACACCACUUAAUAAAGAAAAUACUAAUGUAAAUGAAAGGGGGAAAUGUAUAGAGACAUCAGCUUCAGAAGUUGUCAAUACAAAUGCAUGUGCUGUUAGAAGAACAAGACGGAAAGUAUAAAUAUUGUGCCGUGUUCCCACGGACACUGGGUUUAAAGACUGCAUGUUUUAACCCGAGUUAUGCACUAAAUCAAGAGCUUGUGUUAUACAUUUUCUUUUAAUCCUGCAUGCAUAUAUGUUUAUGCUUUAAGCAGUUGUCUGGCCUUGUAUAUAUUAUUAAUAUUUCCAUUUAGAUACGAUACUUUAAAUUGUUUUACCUUAAAUCUACGAUUCAUAUUUUGUAAUCUAUAAUAUACAUAAUGUAGGGAUUUUUUUACCGUAAUGAAUCAAAUCACGUGUAACUCCAA
Messenger RNA from Glycine soja, 4517 nucleotides. RefSeq names its product sister chromatid cohesion protein PDS5 homolog A-like. NCBI's taxonomy places the organism in Eukaryota, Viridiplantae, Streptophyta, Magnoliopsida, Fabales, Fabaceae. The record is from RefSeq and is a predicted model, not a curated record. The transcript is spliced from 28 exons. The coding region runs from base 116 to 4231 and encodes 1371 amino acids. Gene Ontology annotation, cellular component: chromatin; nucleus. Gene Ontology annotation, biological process: mitotic sister chromatid cohesion; DNA repair.